Ceratitis capitata (Mediterranean fruit fly) is the source of this 1989-nucleotide messenger RNA. RefSeq names its product pre-mRNA-processing factor 19 (gene Prp19). Gene Ontology annotation, molecular function: protein binding; ubiquitin protein ligase activity. Gene Ontology annotation, cellular component: cytoplasm; Prp19 complex; U2-type catalytic step 1 spliceosome. The coding region runs from base 173 to 1693 and encodes 506 amino acids. The record is from RefSeq and is a predicted model, not a curated record. Gene Ontology annotation, biological process: DNA repair; protein ubiquitination; mRNA splicing, via spliceosome. The transcript is spliced from 4 exons. NCBI's taxonomy places the organism in Eukaryota, Metazoa, Arthropoda, Insecta, Diptera, Tephritidae.
ACUUAGAGAUGCAAACGUUUUGUCUGGCAUCAUUAAGAAGUUGACUAUUCCGCUCGGACGCAGCGUAUUGUUUUUUAUUUGCAAAUAUAAUAACUUUCUUAUUUAAAACUACUACCGUUUGCUGAUAAACUUUUUGCUCAAAACAUAAGCCUCUACAGAAUAUUUAACAACAAUGUCUUUGGUGUGUGCAAUUACAAAUGAAGUGCCAGACACACCAGUUAUUUCGCCCCACUCUGGCGCCAUAUUCGAGAAACGUAUCAUUGAAAAGUACAUACUGGAGAAUGGUUGCGAUCCAAUCACCGGCAAAGAGUUGAAAGUUGAAGAAUUAAUUGAGGUAAAAACGCCGCCUAUAGUUAAACCGAAACCGCCAAGCGCCACGAGUAUACCAGCUACAUUGAAGACUAUGCAGGAUGAAUGGGAUGCGUUAAUGUUACAUUCAUUCACACAACGACAACAACUGCAGACGGCGCGGCAGGAGUUAUCACAUGCAUUGUAUCAACACGAUGCGGCAUGUCGUGUUAUAUCGCGUUUAAAUAAGGAAGUAGCAGCAGCGCGUGAGGCUUUGGCUACCCUCAAACCACAAGCAGGUGUUACCCAUAUGGCACCGGCAGCAAUACCACAACCAGCCAUUGCUGCUGAGGCGGCCGGUAAUGCUAGCCAACCAAUUGAGCAAGCUGGAAUGAGUGCUGAAGUUAUACAAAAGUUACAAGACAAAGCGACCGUAUUGACGCAGGAGCGCAAGAAGCGUGGCCGCACGGUGCCAGAAGAAUUGGUUACGCAAGAACAAAUUAAGACAUUUAUGACUGUAGCUUCACAUCCUGGUCUACAUUCGGCAUCCAUUCCGGGUAUUCUAGCAUUAGAUAUUAACAGUGCUGAUCAUAGUAAAAUCUUAACUGGCGGAAAUGAUAAGAAUGCCACUGUAUUCAAUAAGGAUACAGAACAGGUUGUAGCUAUACUUAAGGGGCAUACUAAGAAGAUUACCAAAGUUAUCUAUCAUCCGCAUGAAGAUACUGUAAUCACAGGCUCGCCAGACAUGACUAUACGUAUUUGGAAUGUGCCAACAUCGCAGACACAACUGUUGCUACGCUGUCAUGACGGACCGGUGACUGGUUUAUCUCUACAUCCAACUGGCGAUUACAUACUAAGUACAUCAUCGGAUAAACAUUGGGCUUUCUCUGAUAUACGUACUGGACGUUUGUUGACUAAGGUUAUCGAUACUGCAGAGGUUGGCUUAACAACAGCACAAUUCCAUCCUGACGGUCUGAUUUUCGGCACUGGCACAGACGAUUCACAAGUUAAAAUUUGGGAUUUGAAAGAGCAAAGUAAUGUUGCAAAUUUCCCUGGACAUACUGGUCCCAUAUCAGCGAUUAGUUUUUCGGAAAACGGUUAUUAUUUGGCUACUGCAGCAGAUGAUGCUUGCGUAAAGUUGUGGGAUUUGCGUAAAUUGAAGAAUUUCAAAACAAUACAAUUGGAGGAUGGUUAUGAAGUUAAGGACCUGUGCUUUGACCAAAGUGGUACAUAUUUAGCUAUAGCUGGUACUGAUGUGAGGAUUCACCUAUGUAAGCAAUGGCAGGACUUGAAGGUGUUCAAUGACCACACGGCUUUGGCUACAGGCGUACGAUUCGGCAAGCAUGCGCAAUAUCUGGCUUCGACGAGCAUGGAUCGAACCCUUAAACUGUAUGCCGUUGAAUAAAAUCCAAUUUAGUGAAAUAUACUGGUUAACGUUGGGAGGGAUAACUACAUAUGAGAGCACGCAUAGAAAUCCAAUUUGCAUACAAAGUUUGAAGUUGUUUCAAUAACAUCAAUUUAGUCUUUUUUCAUGGAAUAAAAAUUCCGUAAACAAAUGGACAUGGAAUAUUCAAAAUACAUAUAAGUUUAAUUUAAACUAUAUAUUUAAAUUUUAUAAUUUUAAUCAGUUUAUAAAAACAACUAUAUGUAUGCCAAUACCAUUACAUCCUAAUUACAAUUAAAUUUCAUUAAAUACAUAAA